Grus americana (Whooping crane) is the source of this 3422-nucleotide messenger RNA. RefSeq names its product carbohydrate sulfotransferase 12 (gene CHST12). Gene Ontology annotation, biological process: carbohydrate biosynthetic process; proteoglycan biosynthetic process. Gene Ontology annotation, cellular component: membrane. The record is from RefSeq and is a predicted model, not a curated record. The transcript has 3 exons. Gene Ontology annotation, molecular function: sulfotransferase activity. The coding region runs from base 1758 to 3017 and encodes 419 amino acids. NCBI's taxonomy places the organism in Eukaryota, Metazoa, Chordata, Aves, Gruiformes, Gruidae.
UUUCCAUAUCCCUACUGCAAGUCUUUCUUCUGUUCUGCAUGCUCUAGCUGUUAGCUUCAGCUUAAGACAAAUAGGGAGUUAACAGAGUCCAAGAGAAGAGGAAAACCUCAUUUUCCCAGCAGUCUUCUCCUCCCAGAAGAUGUCAGCAUGGAGCCCAAGCCGCCUUUUUUCCUGGGGCAAAAGUGUGGAUGCCACCCAUGCAUCCAAAAGGCUCCCUGACUAUUAAAACCAAAUGUGAAUGCCUGAGAAAUAGUUUCCCCUUUCUUCCCUGCUGUCCCUGUAUGUUGCUGUGAAGCUGGGAGGUGUAACGCACGCCCGGAAUGCUGUUUGGGUGAGCAGAUGUUUGGCUGUGACAGCAGCCAGAGAUUGCUCUAAGCUCUUUUCCAUCUAUAGAGCAUUUCAGAUCAGUCUGCAGCUGAGAUAAGCGGCAUGGUGAUAGGCGAAGACCCUGAUAAGAGCUAGCAUGGAAGUAAACAGCGGGAAUGUGUUUUUGUUUUUGGAAAAAUUGUCUCCAGCCAGCAGCCUUUUCCACAGGGGGCUUUUAAAAAGCCGGGAAAAUACUUUUAAAAUAUGCCGUGAAUAAAUUGGUUCUGGUCAUACUACUGAAUAAAUAGUGACUCCAUGGCCCAGGCAGGAGUGGCUUCCCUCCUAGGUCUGCUAAGUAUCCAAGAUGACAAUCGCAGGUGCAUUCACACAUUUUUCAAAUGGAUAAAGAACCUUUUUUACAGCUGCAGCACUUGCAAAGAAUUCUGCCUAUGCGCUCUUUCUGACUUGCUGUGUGACACCGGGCGCACUCCCUGUCCCCCUGUGCCUCUCGCUUUGCUACCUGUCAAGAUGAGGAGGGAUAGCUCACGCUCAGGGAUGGGGAAGCUUAAAUUACUUGUACUAAUAAAAUGCCAUGAACCCCUGAAGUGGGGAUGCAAUGCAAGUGUGUAAGAUGGCAUAAGCAAGCGGCCAAUUUUCCUUAUGAAACAGGAAGAGAUGUGAUUCCGAAGUAGGAAGGUCAGGAAAACUUGUUCCACAGGGCUGACUAUUUCACAUAAACAAAGAUAAAAAAAGGACACACAGAUAAAAUAAGCACAGACUGUGUGUAAAACAAACCUGUGCCAGCAGGUCUUGAGCCAAGCCUCCAUUGCUGACCUGCAAGCACUGAAGGACCAAAAGUUAAGGGAAAACGGAGUUUUCCAAGCGUAUACUUCUCCGCUAAAUACCUUUGGGCUGAAUCACCAUGAAAAGUUGCAGUAUUCAGAACUAUUUCAUGCAAAGAGUGGGACAUUUGAGCCAAAUAUAUCGGUUUGAGGUUGCAUCUCUGAAGGGAGGUUGUGUAACAAAGAGUUUGAUAAUUUGCCACCACAGUUUUGAAGAGCACUGAGCCCCGUGAUGUGCCAAGUUUCCUGUUUUUAAAACCUACAUUUUAAGUUUGUUAAUAUAGAAGUUGGGGAUUGAGAUCUCAGACGUAGAAUCUGUAAAUUGUCAUUUCAGCUUUCAGAAUUGCUGGAACUGAGCUGCAGCCCCUAUCCUCCACAAAGCAGGACCAUGCUUGGUUUCAGGGCUGGGCUAACAGCUUCUUGAUUUCUUGAUCACAAAUGAAGCAGGUAAACCCAAGCAAGCUACCUGAAAUCCUGUAUCUUCUCACGUUAGAACGAGUGGGCGCUGGAGGAGGCUCCUGGUCUGCAGCACCAUGCAGGAUCCCAAGCCUCACUCUGCAAGCCGGAGGUGAAUCCAGUUGAAAGCCAACUAUCGCAGUAGGUGUCAGGAUGACCAAAGCACGGCUCCUCCGUCUCUCUGUGGUGCUGGUGUCCAUCUUCAUGAUCCUCCUGAUCAUUGUGUACUGGGACAACGUGGGAACAGCUCACUUCUACCUGCAUACGUCCUUCUCCAGGCCUCACUCCCCAGGAGCCAUCCCUGGUAUCACAGCAGGUGAAGACUGGGAAGCCUUGCCAGAUGUGGAUGAAUUUUUGGCAAAGCUGCUUAGUUCAAGCCUGAAACAGAACAGCUCUAUUUCCCGAAAGACAGAGCAGCUACUUGUCCAGGGCUCCAGCAAGCCUGUGGUGAGCAAUUUGGAGGAGAACGUGCGGGGCUAUGACUGGUCUACGCACAAUGCCAGAAACAGCUUGGACCAAGAGAAACUGCAGAUAGAGAGGCAGAGAACGUUGCGGGAGUUUUGUGCCAAUUCCAGCUUCGCCUUCCCUACCAAGGAGCGAUCCUUUGAUGACAUCCCAAACUAUGAGCUCAACCACCUGAUCGUGGAUGACCGCCACGGCAUCAUCUACUGUUAUGUCCCAAAGGUGGCCUGCACCAACUGGAAACGGGUGAUGAUUGUGCUAAGCGAGAGCCUGCUGGACCAGGGGGUCCCCUACCGGAACCCUUUGGAUAUCCCGCGAGAACACGUCCACAACACCAGCACCCACUUGACCUUCAAUAAAUUCUGGCGCCGUUACGGGAAGUUCUCUCGGCACCUCAUGAAGAUCAAGCUGAAGAAGUACACUAAGUUCCUCUUUGUACGAGACCCUUUUGUCCGCCUCAUCUCUGCCUUUCGCAGCAAAUUUGAGCUGGAGAAUGAGGAGUUCUACCGGCGUUUUGCCAUCCCUAUGCUAAAGCUGUACUCCAACCAUACCAACCUUCCCACUUCCGUUAGUGAGGCCUUCGGGGCAGGCCUCAAAGUCUCCUUUUCUGACUUCAUCCAGUACUUACUGGAUCCCAGGACAGAGAAGAUGGCCCCUUUCAAUGAGCACUGGAGGCAGGUUUACCGGCUGUGCCAUCCGUGCCAGAUAGACUAUGAUUUCAUCGGAAAGCUGGAGACGCUGGAUGAGGAUGCUGCUUAUCUAUUGCAGCUCCUCAAAGUGGACAGGCUGCUUCGCUUCCCCCCCAGCUACCGGAACAGGACUGCCAGCAGCUGGGAGGAGGACUGGUUUGCCAAAAUCCCGCUGGCUUGGAGGCAGCAGCUCUACAAGCUUUAUGAAGCAGAUUUUGUACUCUUUGGCUACCCCAAACCAGAAAACUUGCUUAAAGACUAAAAGCGAUGGGGCGGUGGGUAUGGGAGGGGAAACCUGAAAUACCAAAAAGAUUUAAAGCCUCCUCAUUUUUGCUCUUAACUCCCUUCCCCAUACAGGUUGGUACAACGGAAUAUAUUUUUUCUACUGCUUCCCCUUCCGUUUUUGCAAUAAUGCCAGAGUCCAGGGUAUUCCAGCCAGCUGUGCAUAUGCAAAAAAUGCCAGGAUUUUUUUUAAUCAUUUGUUUUCUGGGUUUUCUUUUUUUUAAAAUGUCCUCAUGUUUUGCAACGGGUCACUGCCCUUGGUCACUCUGCCAGCUGUGUCCUUCAGUAGCUUUUUAUUAAUACUUUUUUAAAAUUAAUAUAUUUAAGAUAUUUAAUACGACGUGUGUGUUGUGGCAAAGGAAGGGAAGGAAUAAAAAAAAAAAAA